AUGCGCGAAAGGAACGAAAAUCAAAUGAAAGGUCGUUGGACGCGACUUAACGAAAAUGCAAACAAAUGGGUUGCUGCUUACAAAGAAGCAUAUCGUCAAAAAAGAAGUGGAAUGAGUAUGGCAGAUGUUGAGAAAGGAGCUCAUGCAAUUUUUGAGGGGGGUGGGAAAAAGUUUUUAGACUUGCUUGUAUUCAACCAAGUUAUGUGUAAACAUCCCAAGUGGGAAAUAAAGUUAGACUGUGACACUACACGUUCUCGUACGGAAUAUGAAAUGGGUUGUGAAGAUAGAAGUGGAAGCACGAAAAGGUCUAAAACUACGGAAGAAGAAGACACCGACCAAGAAUCUCCGAUUAUUGGUCGUUCAACGAUUCAGCGUCCUACGGGUAGAGAUGCGGCAAAAAAGAGAGGAAAAGAUUCAGCUGACGUUUUUGAUAAAUGGCAAUCACGAGUUGCUAAACAAAACCAACAACUUGAUCGCAUGGUCGAGGAUAUGGUGAUAAACUCAUCUAAUAUGUUCAUAAGAGAUCAACCUCCAAGAGCAAGAAGAAUAUAUCGUGACAGGCAACGUGAGAUGGGUGAAGCACGUUUGAUGGAAGACUAUUUUGUUGAGAAUCCAACGAAUGAUGAUGUUAUCUUCCGAAGAAGAUUUCGAAUGAGAAGACCUUUAUUUCAUCGUAUAGUGGAUGCUGUUACUGCUAAUGACGUAUAUUUUCAACGAAGACCUGAUGCCUCGGGUAGACAAAGUCUUUCACCAUUGCAAAAAUGUACUGGAGCCAUGAGGGUGUUGGCUUAUGGGACAUCAGUUGAUGUAGUUGACGAAUAUUUGAGAAUGAGUGGAUCCACAACAAGGGAAGCUCUCAUCAACUUCGUAAAUGGUGUCAUCUUAUGUUUUGGUGACGAGUACCUUAGAAAGCCUACCAAAGAUGAUUUGGCAAGACUACUACAUGUUGGGGAUCAACGUGGCUUUCCGGGUUCGUUAAAUGAUAUUAAUGUAYUUCACCGAUCUCCUAUUUUUGAUGAUAUAUUAGCAGGUCGAGCACCAAAAGUUACAUAUGUCGUGAAUGGUCGUGAAAAUGAUAGGGCAUAUUAUCUCACUGAUGGGAUAUAUCCUUCAUGGGCUGCAUUUGUCAAGUCAAUUACGUCUCCCCAAAUCCAAAAGCAUAAGUUAUUUGCCGAACAUCAAGAGGGUGUCAGAAAAGAUGUUGAGCGAGCAUUUGGAGUUCUACAAGCUCGUUUUGCAUUUCUUCGACAUCCAUGUCUUGUUUGGGACAAAGAUAAUAUGGGACAAAUUAUGAUUGCCUUUUGGGUAGGUGGAAGAGAGAGAAAUUAA
Messenger RNA from Cynara cardunculus var. scolymus (artichoke), 1329 nucleotides. RefSeq lists its product as uncharacterized. Bases 1 to 1329 code for a protein of 442 amino acids. Lineage: Eukaryota; Viridiplantae; Streptophyta; Magnoliopsida; Asterales; Asteraceae. The transcript has 4 exons. The record is from RefSeq and is a predicted model, not a curated record.